AUGUACGCGGACACUCUUCAGCAUAUAUUUGCUGUUCGUGAUCAGUUGGACAAUGAACCUCCACUCAUACAUAUGCUGGAAAGCUGUACAGACUGUGAAAUCAAUGCAUCCGAUGCAUUACCCAAAAACAUAUGUGAAAACUGUGUAUUGGCUGUUAAAAGUGCAUAUCAAUUUAAGCUGAAAAGCGAAGAAAGCCAAAAAUAUUUCAAGGAUCUUCUUGGUCGAACCGACUGCAAACCUGACAUCAAUGAACUUACCACAGGCAGUUGGUGUGUGACAGACAGCGCCAUAGGCGAAGUGCACUUAAAAUCAGAUGUUGACCAAACAUUGGAAGUUCAGUUCAAAGCAGAGUCCGAUGACAGCCUAGAGAACAGUGGAGAGAGAACAGUAGAAAACAGCUGGUGUGUGCCUGAAAGCAUCAUAGGCGAAGUGCACUUAAAAUCAGAUGUGGGCCAAACAUUGGAAGUUCAGCUCAAAGCGGAAUCCGAUGACAGCGAUAGCUCAGAGAAUAGUGGAGAGAGUAUAGUGGAAAGAAAAUGCUACCCAAAUCGUCAAUCCAAUCACAUAAAACGCUCCAUUCGUUGUGCCAUUUGUUGCAGAUGGUUUCCCACAGAGCGUGGCUACAGACUCCACAAACGCACGCACGGCGAGGAGCUGCCACACAGCGGCUACAGACACCACAAACUCACGCACUCCGAGGAGCUGCCAUAUAGAUGUACUUCCUGCCCUCUCAGAUUCUGGACCAUUCAGAAACUAAGGAAACAUUUAAUGACGCACAUGGGCGAACGACUCCACAAGUGUCCACAUUGCCCCAAGGCAUUUACACAUUUGUGUCUGCUCAAGAAGCACAGUUAUGCUCAUAAUGAGGACCGUCCAUUUCAAUGCCCAUAUUGCCCAAAGACGUUUAAGCGCAACCACGAUGUGACCAAACACAGUAUUGUGCACACCGGACUAAAGCUUUAUCAGUGUUCGGAAUGCAACAAGAGCUUUGGCAGAAUAUACGAUUUGCGAGUGCAUGCCGAUCAUCUACAUUCUUCAAAGCAGGUGUACAUGUGCUCCAAGUGCCGAAAGACGUUUGCCAAGUCGAACAUGCUUUCGCAACAUGUGAAAUUCUGCACGGAAACUGGUUAA
Molecule: messenger RNA, 1131 nt
Organism: Drosophila sulfurigaster albostrigata
Lineage: Eukaryota; Metazoa; Arthropoda; Insecta; Diptera; Drosophilidae
Product: zinc finger protein 62 homolog
Exons: 1
Coding region: 1-1131 (376 amino acids)
Biological process (GO): regulation of transcription by RNA polymerase II
Cellular component (GO): nucleus
Molecular function (GO): DNA-binding transcription factor activity, RNA polymerase II-specific; RNA polymerase II cis-regulatory region sequence-specific DNA binding; zinc ion binding
Source: RefSeq, a predicted model, not a curated record